UGUUUUAGAUAGCCAAUUGAAUUAGUGCUUAUUCAUGAGGUUUUAAUUCGCGAAAAUGUCGUGUGAAGUAAAGUUACUGUCCAGUGUGGACGACUUACGCGAAGUCCAGGAGCAGUUCGGUCUGAGCUCAGAAGAAAAUUGGCUCAACGCAGUUUGCUAUUCGCUGUCACCGGCAGGGGACAUUCUAGCGUUCGGACAUGGUUCCAUUCUGAUAAUUUUGUCCUCCAAGUGGGAUCGGCAGCGGCAGCUGAAUGCCUAUAAAAUAGCCUGGAAAGGAGCAAUCGAUGAUCCGAACUGUCUGAUAACCAGUGUAUUGUGCGCUCCGUUGUUGGGCCAGGGAAGCACCCAAACUAGUGUCGAUUUUAGUUUUAUCAUAGUCGGUCUGGAUAAUGGCCAAGUGUUGUUUUACGGUGAAAAUGGUACCUUGGUACAUUCGCAGUUGUUCCAUCAGGAACCGGUCCAGGCCAUUAAGGCCCAGAGUGGAAAGCACAUUAACGAAGAAGUGUACGUGUUUCAUCCGUCAUGUGUUGUAAUUUUCCAAGGUUCGCAGUUGUUUCCGCUGCUGAGAAGCUUAAAGCAGCAAAUCAGCCGAUACGGAGUCGGUAGUGCGCGAGUGAAUGAAGCACAGGAAUCGAUUGCCUGUCGAAAAUGGACCUACGGUAAAGGAAUGACCGUGCAAGACGCGGCUGUGGUUGGACCUCAGAAAAGCUGCACUUUCGAGCAUCUGCUGACGGCCAGCGUGGAGGGUGGAUUCUUCGCAAAAUAUCGACACGCUCCGCCGCAAAAUUCAUUAAUUGUGGCAGCUGGAACGAAACCGUACGUCGGGUUUCACUAUGCAAAGGAAGGUUUCACACAGCCAGUUCUGGCUGACGUAGCACGAGCUGUGGCCAGCAAAAUAAAGUCAGCACUACCCUCGUGGUUCGGGGGUCCAUCAUCCUCACCGCAAGCACCGGCCGAGCCGCAGCUUCCCGUAUCGGAAGCGCUAGUGUGCCGUUUCGGUCUGUGCGACCAGCAACGGAGCGCGUACUCGGUAUGGUUGGCACCGAACUUCGCCCUGGCUGCGGUGGCGGACCACCUCGGUCGGGUGAUUCUGGUCGAUUGCUCCCGGGGGAUUGCGCUGCGCGUUUGGAAGGGCUACCGUGACGCCCAGUGUGGUUUCGUGCAGGUGACUGAAAAGGUCGGCAAAACGCCCGACACUGGACCGGCAAGGGUUGACCGCCGGAAGGCUAUGUUUUUGGUAAUUUACGCUCCCCGCCGGUCGAUGCUGGAAGUGUGGUCGCUGCAGAGCGGACCGAAAGUGGCCGCCUUCGGCGCGUGCAAGAACGGCCAGCUAAUUUACAACACCCACAGCUUUAUGGGAGUCAGCACGGGGAACAGCAAAGUGCGCUACACCGGGUUGGGUUGUACAUUUUUCGAUCCCAGUGAUUGCUCGCUGAAGGAGAUUAGCAUUCCGUUCCACUGUGCGUUGAGUGAUUCUAAGUCCAAGACUGCUAAAGAUUUGCAUUUACUGAAGCGGCUGAAAAUUUGCAUCAAAACGGGCGAUGGAAGCGAAGCGGAAGAGCAGGAGGAAAUUGAAAUGUGUAAAAGUCUUGAGACUGUGGAGAUUAAGCUUCAAUGUGUGGAAAUGCUGGCAAAGCAUCGGAAGAUUACUGCUCGAUUGUUUCGAAGUGCAAUGGAAAUUUUCGGUGAUUGCAAGGAGGAACCAAAGGAAGAAGACGAACGACAUAGGGUAGAGCAUCUGAAAACUGUAUGUGAUAAUUACAAAAAGUUAACGUUGUUUCACUUAUUUUUAACUGGUGAAGUCGAUAUAAGUGUAUUCAGUCAGUCAUCUGAGAUAGUAGAACAAUCCGAAGAAGUUAGUCAAUUGAUAAAGGACUCGGAAGAAAAUGUAGAAAAUAUCGAACCCUCCGAGGGCGAGAAACCCCCCGGCGAUGAAGCAUGCCGGCGUAAAAGUUCAACGCUGGAAACAGUAGACGAAAACGUCAAACUCUCCGAAAUGGAACUGGCGUCGAUUGGAAAACUGAUCGAAUUGCUCACAAUGAAUGGUUCGCUAGAAGAAGCUCCCACGCCUCGGGUUACUUUCGAGGAUUCGGCGGUUAAGAGUAGUGUGUUCAAAGAAUAUCUGUCCUAUUUCAACGUUUCCACCGAAGGUUUGAUUCUGCUCAAAGAAGAUUCGGCCAAUCUGUGUAACUCAUUAGGCAAAAUUAUCUAUGAAGACCUUUACCAUCGUGCAAACGAUUCGCCUCGGCUUGGCGGAUUUGCUACAGCAGCUGGCGCUACCGGAAUUAUGCACGAAGAUUUGUUCAAACUGUUUCUGGCAUAUUGGUUACGACUUCCGUUCGUCUAUCGAGAUAUUGCCGAACUCGUCGAGGACUUGAAUAAAUACAGCAAAAUUCUACGAAGAAUUUGCUUGCUUGCAAAGGAUAAAGUCAGAUUCGAUAACAACACGAUCUGUUUGUGGUGGCAAAAUGCUAGAGAGUAUCUGUUGGAAUCACCUUGCGCCCUCCGAGGACUGCUGGCCGCCAUAAUGUGUCGUAACGAAGCGUUGAAGUAUGAAGAAAGUAGUGACGAAGAAGACUACCAGUUCGAGGAGGUGUCACAAGAGGCCUGCCAGUGGACGCUACUGAUCGGAAAGCUGGACGACAUAGCCGUUCUUGGUACCGUCCUAGCCGAGUGCCUGAAAUGUUCGCAAGCUAAAUAUACUUGCCUGAACUAUCAGAAACCGAGCGUAAGUUUGAAAGGGAUACUAAAAGGAGGUCAGGGAAUUGUUGCCGAAAUGGUCGCAAAAUGGGUUGGUGCUAGUGGAAUUGAUCCGGAAAAACUGGUAAUUGAAGUUCCGGAGGAAGCAGUGGAAAAUGAACAGGCAGGAGUGCAAGAACCUGCAGCUACUGAGAGAAAGGAACGAAAACGCCUACAACUUUUAAAGCAAAACCUUUUACAAACCAGCGAAUACGGCGGCAGCAGUGAUGCCGAACUGGACCCCAUCCUGUAUAAUCUCAGUAUUCUUCGAAGACACUUUCCCUUUAGUCUGGACAGUGGCACAUUGCUGUGUCACCUUGCCUGGGAAUACAUCUGUGAUUGGAGCAAAAACAUGUCCAACAUGGCCAGCUUGCACGCGGGCCUCGCAUGCCUCAACGCGAUUCCACGCCUUCAGUAUUCCAUGAAACACGGCCUUUGCUGUAUGAUUUGGAACGCCCAUCUAAAGAUCCCACUAGAAGCAACGAAAAAACUAGUCAACAAGGUCGGUCGACUGCCGAAGGAGAAACUCUGCCUGCAGGACAUCGGAAUUUCCGACGCCCUUGUGCCGCAAUUUCUCGAAAGCUGUCUGAAGUUUUUCGAUCAUUUUUCGCAUUCCAUCGACCAUGAUAAACUCGAGCUGCGCUUCGAGGAGCUCCUGCAAGAGGGCCCCAUUCCGUUGACCUCGCUUGCAGCUCAGCAGUCUCCUGCCAAUAUGGCCCUCCUCAAGCUGCACCACGAACUGACUACGGUCCUCCUAAUUCUGACCUCAUUCAACAUAAAAUAUCAGAAACCGAUACAGCAAUUCUUCGACGGUACUGCCAAUCAGUCAUUCUUUGCCGAAAUCAACCGACAGCUGUCGUACAGUUUUCCGAAAGCCGACCUACUGCUGAAACGGGUGCGGUUCGAGUUCCUGUGUAAAACUAUUAGCGCCACGAUGGAUCUAAUCCGGGAGGAUCUACAAAAUGUGUUCUACACCGAUCACAUCGGCUGGGUGGAGCGCCUCGAACAGCUGGCCGAGGUGUGGGAGAUCAGUACGACGGAACUGCGGAAACAUCAGAUAAUCGAACUGUACUCCCACGGCUGGGAUGUCUACGCGGAGGAACUGCUGGAGAACAUCGUUCCCGACCAGGCGUUCGGAACCCUGCUGCUCGCGAUUGCCGGCCGACGGUUAACCAUCUACACCAAGGCCAACCCUCGCCUCUGGGGACAGGUAGCCGCCGUCGGACCGCUGCUGACCGACUAUCUGGAUACCCUCAUCUCUGCCGAGAGCCACGGUCCCCAGCUGCGUUUCGCCGAGGGCAACAGUGCCGUGGACUCAUCCGGACAGGUUUCCAUCGAGCGGCUCGCGAAGCUGGUGGAAAAGGCAUUCCGCUGCCUGAGUGCAGUGCAAAAUUCCACGAGCACGACGACGGGACCUUCCAGUACAUCAUCAGCAUCCGCCAUGCAGCGGCAACAGAGCGGUAGCAGCUACAGUAAAACGUCGAAAGAGCUUCGAAUAGCGGGCUUGCUAUUCGAUGCUUGCGCCAUCAUUAGGGAGAGUUGAGAGAGGUAAUUUAACUGAACGCGCGCUUGCUUUGUAAUUGUAACGUCGAGGAAUGAUUGAUUUUAAUUACUGUAGAAAAUGUGAAAAAAACGAGUUGAAAAAGGGCUUCGUUAGCACUUUACCCCCGAAAGUGGCGCACUUAAAGAUUAGCGUGUUUAUUACGACGGAAAAUUUGUGUUCUGUUGAGAGAGUCGUUUGAUAAUAAUUGCUUGCUGUUAGCUUUGGAAUUACGCUUGGGCACGUUUUGGAUGGGUAUUUUGACCUUUUCAAUCGUUUUAAUUUCUUCUCUAUCAUCUGCGAUGGACGUUUUGUUUUUUAAUUUCGAAAUCUGCAAUCUGUAGGGAGGAUUGCCGGGAAUUGAAUUAAUCUUAGUAAAGGGCAGCAAAAGGGGUUCGGAUGGCCGGAAUUGAUUAACAGACAUAUUAGUCACAAAUGGAGCCUGAUUAGAUGCUAAUGGAAAUUCUUUGGAAAACGGUGAAGGAAUGAUUUCCUUCAGUACCCAUUGUAUGCUUUAACAUUCUUGGUUUUCAAAUAUACCGUCGUUGAUGAACUGGAAACCUGCGGAAAUGGUUUUCGAUGUAUUUCUGGCGGAUUGCAAGAUAAUUAUGGGUUUAUUUACCGAAUACUAUAACAUCAUCAAUACACGCAUAGGAAAUUUUUCCGACGUGAUCUCUGAAGAUACUUUAGGUCUACCAUUUUCGACUUCUGUAAUUAGGUCUAAACUGUUUAAUUAUAGUGUAAAGUUUCUACAAUUUACUCUGAAUGAGCGAACUCAAAAUUUGGUUUACUUUAAUGUUACCUUUCGCUGAUUCAACAAUGACUUUGAUAUUGGGUGAGCUAUUCGCAGGUAGCUGCUGCAUAUUCUAGCAUCUCCUAAUGGUAUGAUUAUUAUCGCGCUUCUGUUGAGAUCAUGGACCUUCACGUUUGUUUACGUCCUGUUGUGUCAGUCGGUUUGAGUUCUUUAGUCAAAGGUUCGUGGUCUGUGUAUAUUGUGAAUUGUCUCCCGAAAGUCUGAAAAAUUUAGCUGCAAAGUAUAUUGCCAACAGUUUCUUCGAUUCUAGACAGAUAUACUAAUCUUUCAAAAGUUAACGCGUAUGGAGUGAAGCCGUGUUCUGUGUGUGUAUGGUUGUGUUAAAGACGAAGGCAUAGAAUUUUGCCCACACAUCCCAGUUGCCAGUUUUAUGUGUGUUGCUAAAUGAUCUUGAAUAUUCAUUUAAGCAUCUAUGGUUUGUAUCUAGAGAUCCGAUAGAUUGUGGGUGUCAUCUUUCUCUGAACAUUACUGGGGCUAAUGUUCAACCCGAAGGAAAAUCUUUUGAAUUGGAAAUGAAUUCUCAUCUAAUGGUAUCUGGUGAAAUCCUGAGCUUAAAACAAGGGAGCUGAAGUAUUUGGCCCUUCCUAAUUGGUCUAAUAUCACGUCGAUGCGUGGUAAAGGGAAUUUAUCUACCAAUACUUUCUUAUUUAAUUGCCUGAAAUCGAUCACCAGUCUUCUAUUUGUUGCAUUACUGUUUGAUUUCUUUGGAACUAAUAAAACGGGCUCGAUAAU
This is a messenger RNA of Sabethes cyaneus, 5825 nucleotides long. RefSeq names its product rab3 GTPase-activating protein non-catalytic subunit (gene Rab3-GAP). Gene Ontology annotation, biological process: regulation of GTPase activity. The coding region runs from base 56 to 4282 and encodes 1408 amino acids. The transcript is spliced from 5 exons. The record is from RefSeq and is a predicted model, not a curated record. NCBI's taxonomy places the organism in Eukaryota, Metazoa, Arthropoda, Insecta, Diptera, Culicidae.